GCAUGCUACAGCUACAUGUUUUUGCUUGUAAUCGUCUAACUUUAUCUACUCUCCAACAUUCUUGGAUCCUCUGCCGAUGUCCCAAGCUGCUGCAGAAGGGACAUCUGAUCUCCGAUCUUCACCUCGCCUCUCCCUGGAGCAUAGGCUAGGUGCCUGCUCCAUAUCUGGUGCCCCGCCCAGCAGCACCACAUCCAGCCCUCCAGCUCCCUCCAGGGCAACACAGGCUGCAGGACAUCCAACAUCCAGCACCACAUCCAGCCCUCCAGCUCCCUCCAGGGCAACACAGGCUGCAGGACAUCUAACAUCCAGCACCACAUCCAGCCCUCCAGCUCCCUCCAGGGCAACACAGGCUGCAGGACAUCCAACAUCCAGCACCACAUCCAGCCCUCCAGCUCCCUCCAGGGCAACACAGGCUGCAGGACAUCCAACAUCCAGCACCACAUCCAGCCCUCCAGCUCCCUCCAGGGCAACACAGGCUGCAGGACAUCCAACAUCCAGCACCACAUCCAGCCCUCCAGCUCCCUCCAGGGCAACACAGGCUGCAGGACAUCCAACAUCCAGCACCACAUCCAGCCCUCCAGCUCCCUCCAGGGCAACACAGGCUGGAGGACAUCCAACAUCCAGCACCACAUCCAGCCCUCCAGCUCCCUCCAGGGCAACACAGGCUGCAGGACAUCCAACAUCCAGCACCACAUCCAGCCCUCCAGCUCCCUCCAGGGCAACACAGGCUGGAGGACAUCUAACAUCCAGCACCACAUCCAGCCCUCCAGCUCCCUCCAGGGCAACACAGGCAGAAGACUUAAGAAGGAUCCGUUCGGAAUUUGUGCAGAGAGUUUCCAACCCAGUUAUCCAAGGUCUCCUGGAUGACCUUUUUGAGCAUCGAGUGUUCAGUACUGAGGAAAGGACGUCUGUGACUCAGGACAGGACAAACACAGUAGACCGGGCACGUUGGGUGAUCGACACGGUGAUGGCGAAAGGGGAGGGACCAAGUCGGAUAAUGAUCGAUUGCAUGUUGAAGAGGGACAGGCACUUAUGCAUUCACCUGGGGCUGAUCGCUUCUGAUGCUAUGGAUCUGAAGUGACCUGAGGAGGAUAAACUGGCUUGAUUCUUGUGGAAUGAAGAAAGCCCCAACAUUGUAUACACUACAUGUCCUGGAUAAGAGGCAUGAAAUAAAAGA
Molecule: messenger RNA, 1177 nt
Organism: Gadus chalcogrammus (walleye pollock)
Lineage: Eukaryota; Metazoa; Chordata; Actinopteri; Gadiformes; Gadidae
Exons: 4
Coding region: 77-1081 (334 amino acids)
Biological process (GO): regulation of apoptotic process; proteolysis
Molecular function (GO): cysteine-type endopeptidase activity
Source: RefSeq, a predicted model, not a curated record